Populus trichocarpa (black cottonwood) is the source of this 8080-nucleotide messenger RNA. RefSeq names its product disease resistance protein RUN1. The record is from RefSeq and is a predicted model, not a curated record. Gene Ontology annotation, biological process: signal transduction; defense response. Gene Ontology annotation, molecular function: protein binding; ADP binding. Bases 4465 to 8004 code for a protein of 1179 amino acids. NCBI's taxonomy places the organism in Eukaryota, Viridiplantae, Streptophyta, Magnoliopsida, Malpighiales, Salicaceae. The transcript is spliced from 6 exons.
AUGCUAGACAGGAGCCGCCGCCUCCCUCUCAAAAAAUCCAGAGAAACCCUCCCUCUCUAAAAAAAAACAGGAGAAACCCUACUUUGGGGUUUUGAACUUUCGGCUUCUUCUCCCUGCAGCCGGACAAGGCUGCCCCCUCGCUUUGCCAAAAACGAGGAGAACCCCACAAAACACACAGACCCCCCCCCCCCCCCAAAAAAAAAAAAAAAAACCAUCCCCAGAGAAACCAACCCCCAGCCGGCGACCCCCAGCCUUAACAACAAAGAAAGACACGGCUGGUCCCCCCUCUCCACUGAUCUUCUCCCUCACCAACCUUCCCCUCUCUCGGCCGCUCACUUCCCCUCCGUCAAAAACAGAGACCGGCCGCCCCCCCCCUCUCCUUUGAGGCCAGGAACCAGAGAAACCAGAGAGCUCCGGACAGGCCUCCCUCUCCCUCGACCACAACCUCCAUCCUCCCUCUCUGUAAUCCAGCCCCCACAAACCCACAAGACAGCCCCGGCUCCCUUCCUCAUCGCCGUUUUCUCCAACUCUGACCGACCCCUCUCUCAGCCACCGAGAACGCCGCCUAGCAGCCCGCAGGCCCUCGUCCUCACCAAGACCCGAACCGGCCACCGGCAGCUGUACAGACACGACAGAAGCUCCGCCGCCGGCCGCCCCUUGCACAUACCGUCGGCCACCUGAAACAGAAGGUGAAAAAAAAAGAAAAAAACAGAUCUGCAGAAGAAACAGAUCUGAAACAAGGGAAGACCGAAACAGAUCUAAAGAAGAAGAAUAAAAAUCAACUGCUUUGUUGCGUUUUUGGUUGUUCUUGCAGGUCACUGCCGAGGAAAGGAAGAGGAGGAGAAGUUAAGCCAGAUCCACAUGUUCACAGUUUCUGCUUGCGGUGACGCGUGAACCCACACGCCGCCAGUGGCAUGGUGCGUGGAGAAGACGCUCCGCCACUGUUCCCAUCCCCAGAACCCUUUCAGCACUGUUCCCGAGGUUUUUUUUUAUUUAAUUUUCAGAUGUUGAUAUGUGUUUUUAGAUUAUUUUUAUUUGAUUUAUUUUGAAUUCUUGGUAUUUUGUAAUAUGGAAAUGUGGGUGCACGAGAAAAACAUAAUAAAAAGGAAUUUAUGUGUUUGUAUUUUUUUUAUGUAAGUUAUUGAAUUAUAAAAUCAGAAAGAUAAAAAAAAAUAAAUUUAAUGUUUUAAUUUGUAUAUGGUCAAGUAUAUGAUGAUAAUUAAAAUUAUGUUGUAUUUUUCAUAUUUUUCAUAAAAAUAUAAGAACAUGUUUCUAUAUAUUUUCUGGUGGAAGCUUUAAAAUUUGAUUAAUAUUUUAUUUUUUAAAAUUGUAUCUUCAAAUUAAAUUAUGAAGCAACUUAUCUCAGGUAAGAUGUGUUAGAGGUGUUAAUAUUUUUUCAAUUAUAAUCAAUUUUUUAUCCUUGAAUCUUUGACAAGACUAACAUAUCCAGGUUUUUUAGUAGGUGAUGACUUUCAAGAACAAGCAAACGAAGAAAAUCACUAAUUGACGCCGUGCAGGGAACGUGCGACAAAAAUAUUAGAGAAUAAAAUUGAGAUAUAGAAUCUCUUUUUUAUAUUUCUAAAAACUUAAUUUCUGUUGUAACCUAUUUUUGAGUCCCACACUAAAAUGGAGAAUAAACAAAUUUGGAAGAAAUCUAAAAAAAUAAUAGCAAUGAGAAGAGGAUGCCGAAACACCUAGAAAAUAGCUAGAAAUUGGUUGAGGAGGUUCAAAAAUACAAAAAUUAAAAUUUGACAGUAUAUAUUUGACUGAUGAGAGCUCUAUUGAAAAAGAAAAUUUAAUUUGAGAAAAAAAAGUUUAAAAUCAGAUGUUUAUGGAUUUAAUUAAUUUUAUUGAAGGAUUUAUAAAGAGUUUGAUUGCAAGAAAAAUUGAUUUUUAAGUCAAUUUAGACUUUAAUUGAAAGAAAUUAAAGUUCUGAGGUCAAAUUACAAUUUUUAAGAGUUAAUUUGGUCAAAUUAGGAGUUUAAUUACAUAAAUAUUAAAGUUUGAUGGCUAAUUAGGGACUUGUUUAAAUAAAUCCAAAACUAAUGACCAAAAGUUCUAUAACUCUAGAUAUAGUUAACAAUCUGAUGAGUGUUCAGACAGUAACAGUUCAAUGUCGAGACAGUAACAGUUGGACAAUAACAGUUAGACAGUAACAGUUCAAUGUUUAGACAGUAACAGUUGGACAGUAACAGUUCAAUAUCUAGACAGUAACGGUUGGACAGUAACAGUUCAAUGUCUAGACAGUAACAGUUCAAAUUAGACAGUAACAAUUAGACUUUCACGUGAAUACUAUAUGUAAGAAUAUAAAAGAACUGAGUCAUGCGAACACUUGCACGUUGAGACACUUAUGCAAUUUAAAGUUCUUCUGGUGAAUGCAAUUACAAUAAAUACCAUGUUCAAUGUAAAUAAAGUCCAGCGUAUUUACAAGAUUAGCUACAGCUAAUGGCAUCCGUGAUAGGAUUGCCGGGAAAUGAAUUACAAGAGUAGCUUGGGCUAAUAAUGUCCAUGUUGGGACGCCCGAGAACGAUUGAUAAGACUUGAUUUGUAAAGGGUAUCAAUGUUUGAAUGACUUGGGAAAUUGAUAAAUAUAAGUUGACUGUUAUAAUUCUUAUGGAUCCGAUAGAAAAUUUAUACUUCAUUCGUAUACCUUACAUGUGCACAUAUAUAUUUCUUUUGCAAACAUAAUGGUAUGUUUAUUUAUGUAACAAGGCCAUCAAAUAUCCAAGGAGAUCAUUAGUUUAGGGCUCUAUUUUGUCAAUCUUAUGUAAAUAUUUAACUUAAGCAUAAUGGAAUUAACGUGUUUAUGCAGUAUGCUUUUGUGUAAACCUUGAUGUAUUUAUAAAAGUCCAGCUUAACAUGUAGUACAUUAGUUAUCUUGUAAUUAACCCUCUUGAAAUGUUUAAGAAUACUUAAUAAAUUGUAAAUGCUCUCUUUGCAUGUUAUUCCCUUUUCUUUUAAAUUUUAUGACAUGAUAUAUAGGCUAUGUUCAUAUUGAACUUACUAGUAGGAUAUAUAUAUAUAUAUAUAUAUAUAUAUAUAUAUAUAUAUAUAUAUAUAUAUAUAUAUAUAUAUAUAUUGUGUGGAUUGUAUGAGUUGUUGAAUAUUGAUAAUUGAAAUAAGGUCUGGAAUUAUGGGACCUUGUGAUGAUGGGUUGAUUGAGUAAAUUGGUAGUAGUCGAUAAUUUGGAAUGUCCUAAAUACAAACGAAACUUUGCCGAAUUUUUGGUAGAUUUAAAAAAAAAAAAUUACCCUCAAAUUAAGAACAUAUGUUGGGAUCUUUUAACGUUGAUCAAGUCGUACAGUCGGGUCUGUUACAUAUACCGUAAAGAUACAAAUCCAGUAUUAAAAUACGUGGUUUUCACCAAAAUAUUGCAAAAGUUAAAUAAAAGAAAUAUAUUAUUUUCAUGCAUAUGGCCAACUCUUUAAAAAAAAAUUAUCAUAUCGUAUUUUCAUACCAUAAAAAAAAUCUCAAAAAUAUUUGUUAGCAUGCAUUUUGGCUUUAAUAACUAGUUUGUUAAAGUCAUGAGAACUAUGCUAACAUUUUAAAAAUUUCAAAAAAAUUAUCUUGUUUUAUUUUAAUAUCCGGGAUUAUGAACUUAAUCGUAAGUCGUACUCCUAAUAUUAAAAUUAGUUUCUUUGGUUGAUAUAGAACGGUUAGGUUUUACCCAAUUAGAUAAUAAUCUCUUUAUCGAGGAAAAUUUUUCUUAAACCAUAGACAGACCAACAACUAGAAAACACAAUGAUACCUUAGCCUAUAUCAGACAAUAAAACAAUGCAGCUUACCUUAGGUAGGGCGUAUUUUGGGUGCUAAUACUUUUUUUUUACGCAAUCAGUCUCCGUACCCGAUCUUUGAGACCAAUUAGGGUUUCAGUUACCAAAAUACUAGGUGGUGACUCUCAUUUUUCCAUUCCACUGAUAAAAGACAAGAUUUUCUUGCCUCCCUAUAUUUGCCAGAUAGACAUACAUGAGAGUGGAUGUUAUUCACCGUGACACCGCACACGUGUCACAAUUACAAUUCCAUUAUAAUUUGUUCCUUAAAAGUAUUCAAAAUAUAGUAUUAGAAUUACGUAAUGCUAGGUUUUAAUAUAUAAUUUUUUAUAUUGUUAAAGAGUCUCUCCUGGACCAAAUAAUAAAAAUAUUGUAUAACUCUUAUGUAUGAAUCGUAAAUCCAGGGAUUGUUUUGGAUCCUGAAUUGGCUGAUUUGAUUUGAAUAUAUUAUAUGAUUAGUCCAUUUAUAGGUUAACUCUACUAUUGCUGCCUUGCAUUGACUUUACUCUGCAGCUAACUUCUCUGUCCCAUUGCUGCCAUUUCAUAGCUAACUCUUUGUUAUAUUUAACUUUCUCUUCUUUGCUUCUUUCUCGUUUUAAUUUCAUUUCUUGCUCAUAACGAUAACUUGAAAGCCUCACGUUCAGAUAGAUAAUCAUUGACCAGUUCAUCCUAUAUCAUUCUAUUUAAUUUAGAAAUGCAGAAAGAAAAACGCAAGCAAUCCAAAGAUGAAGAAAACGAUUCAUCCUCGCGAAAGAGAAGAAAAGCUGACCUCAGUAAGCCUGUCAGUUUUGUCUCCACAGCUACCAUGACAGAGCCAGAGUCUUCUCGAUCUAGACCAGAAGGGGCCUAUGAUGUCUUCUUGAGUUUUAGAGGAGAAGACACUCGCAAGACAUUUACAGAUCAUCUAUAUAGUGCCUUAGUCCAAGCAGGAAUCCACGCUUUUCGAGAUGAUGAUGACCUUCCAAGAGGAGAAGAAAUCUCCGAUCAUCUCCUCAGGGCAAUUCAAGAAUCAAAGAUAUCCAUAGUUGUCUUCUCAAAAGGAUAUGCUUCUUCUAGAUGGUGUCUCAAUGAACUUGUAGAGAUUCUUGAGUGCAAAAAUAGAAAAACCGGUCAGAUUGUUCUUCCUAUAUUCUAUCACAUUGAUCCUUCAGAUGUGAGAAAACAGAAUGGCAGUUUUGCAGAAGCAUUUGCUAACAAUGAAGAGCGUUUUGAAGAGAAGUUGGUGAAGGAGUGGAGAAAAGCUCUUGAGGAGGCUGGAAAUCUAUCUGGAUGGAAUCUCAAUCAUAUGGCAAAUGGGCAUGAAGCAAAAUUUAUCAAAGAGAUUAUCAAGGAUGUGUUGAAUAAAUUAGAUCCCAAGUACUUCUAUGUUCCUGAGCACCUAGUAGGUAUGGAUCGGCUUGCUCACAAUAUUUUUGACUUUCUAAGUACUGCAACAGAUCAUGUACGCAUUGUGGGCAUACACGGGAUGCCAGGAAUAGGAAAGACGACUAUAGCAAAAGUUGUAUUUAAUCAACUCUGCUAUGGAUUCGAGGGAAGCUGUUUUCUUUCGAAUAUCAAUGAAACAUCAAAACAAUUUAAUGGUCUGGCUCUUUUACAAAGGCAACUUCUUCAUGAUAUUUUAAAACAGGAUGCUGCAAACAUCAAUUGUGAUGAUAGAGGAAAGGUUCUGAUCAAAGAACGACUUCGUCGCAAAAGAGUUGUUGUGGUUGCUGAUGAUGUUGCUCAUCAGGACCAGCUAAAAGCUUUGAUGGGAGAGCGAAGCUGGUUUGGUCCCGGAAGUAUAGUAAUUAUUACAACAAGAGAUUCAAAUCUUCUUCGUGAAGCAGAUCAAACAUAUCCGAUCAAAGAAUUGACACGAGAUCAGUCCCUUCGGCUUUUCAGCUGGCAUGCCUUUAAGGACACCAAGCCAGCAGAAGCUUAUAUUGAGCUUUCGAAGGAUGCAGUUGAUUACUGUGGAGGACUUCCUUUAGCUCUUGAGGUUAUAGGAGCUUGUCUGUACGGGAAAAGCAAAGAUAGAUGGAAAAGUGAAAUUGACAACUUGAGCAGAAUUCCAGAAAACAAUAUUCAAGGAAAGCUUCUAAUAAGUUUUGACGCACUGGAUGGUGAGCUACAAAAUGCAUUCCUUGAUAUUGCAUGCUUCUUUACUGAUGUAGAGAAAGAAUACGUCGCAAAAGUGCUAGGAGCCCGUAGCUGUUACAAUCCAGAAGUUGUUUUGGAAACUCUCUGUGAAAGGUCUCUUAUUAAAGUAUUUGGAGAGAUGGUAACCAUGCAUGAUCUAUUACGAGAGAUGGGAAGGGAGGUCGUUCGUAAAGCGUCUCCCAAACAACCUGGAGAGAGGACCAGAAUUUGGAAUCAAGAGGAUGCGUGGAAUGUACUUGACCAGCAGAAGGGUACGGAUGCUAUAGAGGGUCUUGCACUGGAUAUGAGAGCAUCAGAAGCUAAAUCACUAAGCACAGGAUCAUUUGCAAAAAUGAAACGCUUAACUUUACUCCAAAUCAAUGGAGCACAUCUCACUGGAUCCUUCAAACUGCUUUCUAAAGAGUUGAUGUGGAUUUGUUGGCAUGAAUGUCCUUUAAAAUAUUUGCCAUCUGAUUUUACCUUAGAAAAUCUAGUUGUUCUUGAUAUACAGUACAGUAACCUCAAAGAACUAUGGAAGGGAGAAAAGAUUCUCAACAAGCUAAAAAUCCUUGAUCUUAGUCAUUCUCAUAACCUUAUUAAAACACCAAACUUGCACAGUUCAAGUCUGGAGAAACUAAAGCUGGAAGGUUGCUCUAGUUUAGUUGAGGUGCAUCAAUCUGUUGGAAAUUUGAAGAGCCUCAUUUUCUUGAAUAUGGAGGGAUGUUGGAGCCUUAAGAUUCUUCCCGAAAGCAUUGGCAAUGUAAAGUCUCUUAAACGUUUGAAUAUUUCUGGGUGUUCACAACUUGAGAAAUUGCCAGAACACAUGGGUGAUAUGGAAUCCUUAACUGAGCUGCUAGCUGAUGGGAUUGAAAAUGAGCAAUUUCUCUCUUCAAUUGGACAAUUAAAAUAUGUCAGAAGGUUAUCAUUGCGUGGAUACAAUUUCCGUCAGGACUCACCAUCACCUACAUCCUGGGUUUCCCAAAUUUCAUCAUGGCUUUCACCGUCAUCUACAUAUUGGCCUCCAUCAAUUUCUUCUUUUAUUUCAGCAAGUGUUUUAUGUUUGAAACGUUCGUUGCCAACAUCUUUCAUCGAUUGGAGAUCAGUGAAACGUCUUAAGCUUCCUGAUGGUGGUUUGUCUGAUUGCUCAACUAACUGUGUUGAUUUUAGGGGUUUGUCCUCUCUAAAAGAAUUGGAUCUAUCAGGAAACAAAUUCUCUAGCCUGCCUUCUGGGAUCGGCUUCCUUCCCAAACUAAAGGUCUUGAUUGUUCAGGGAUGCAACAAUCUUGAAUCAAUAUCAGAUCUUCCCUCAAGUUUAUACACUUUGGGUGCAUCUUAUUGCAAAUCAUUGGAAAGAGUAAAAAUACCAAAGCAGUCAAAAAAAGAACUAUAUAUAGAACUACAUGAAAGUCAUUCGUUAGAAGAGAUUCAGAACAUCGAAGGUCAAAGUAAUAUUUUCUGGAAUAUGUAUGUUGAUGACCACAAUCAUUCAUCAAAUAACCUUAAGAAGAGCGUUGUCGAGGCAUUGUGCAACGGUGGUCACCGGUAUUAUAUUUACCCCUUUCCUGGUGAGAUGCCAAAUUGGUUGAGCUACAGCGGAGAAGGAUGCUCAUUGUCAUUCCAGAUACCUCCAGUCUUCCAAGGCUUAGUUGUUUGGGUUGCUCAUAAUUUCAAUUACUCAAUUGUUACUAUAAGAAAUAAAAGCAAUGGUAUUCAAUUGUUUGAAAAAAAACGAAUAGCAGGACCUGGGAGAUGGAUAAUUUACAUAAGUGAAAUGGCAAUGGAAGAUUACUGUGGAGAUGAUGAAUUGGAACUAUACAUAUAUUCAGAGCCCAACGGUGUUCCACUGCAACGCGUACACAUUAAAGAAUGUGGGGUCCAUGUGAUCGCAGGAAAAUCAGAUUCAUUUGAAGAGUUAGAAGUGAAAAGAGAUACAGUGAUGCCUUCACCACCACCAUAUCAUCUGCUUCCUCAUCCCCACUGUGGUUCAAUUACAGCGUCUACACCAAAGCAAUGGAGUGACUAUUUAUUUCCGAAGCUGCAAAAACAUAGCCUCAAUUUAACGCUUUGUGGUAAGAUGGAAUAUAUUUUAUCAUUUUUUAAUUUUUUAAUUUUUUAAUUUAUUAGAUUUAAUUUUUAUUAUUUUAAUUAUUAUUUAUUUUAUACGAGAUAAUUUAUAAAAUUAUUUUUUUUAA